AAUGAUUUAUUAUCAACAGAGGAACAAUGGAAGUUGCAACAUCGGAAGAUGCAUGUGAAACACCAUGGCUGUGAAUCAAUGCACAUGGAGAUGGUUCUUGUUCUCAUUGCAACCUUGGUUGUUGCCCAGAUUAUGCUUGUUCAGUGGAAGCAAAGACACUGUUGAUCAUACAAUCUGCUCACACUGCUGCAGAUGUGGGUUGUUCCUCUUUAUUUCACCAUCAGACUUUACUGGUGGAGACCCCUGUCCCUGUGGGGAAUUCUCUCAGUUAUUGCCAGUUACAUCGCUGUCAGAGCAACCUGCAAGCCUCUCUCAGGAAGAACACCACAGUUGGUCUACAAAUGGUUCCUCCUGAUCUAUAAACUGAGUUAUGCAGUUGGAAUUGUGGGUUAUCUAGCCAUAAUGUUUACCAUGUUUGGAUUUAAUUUAUUCUUUAGAAUUGAGUCUGACGACUGCAUGGGUUUUGCUAUGACACUGCUUUUUUACGGACUGUACUAUGGUGUGAUGGGAAGAGACUUUGCAGAGGUUUGUUCUGACCACAUGGCUUCCACCAUUGGUGGUGAAUUUUACAACGUCAGUGGCAUACCAACAAGAAAUUUGUCCAAUGACAUCUGUGCAGUCUGCAGGCAGAAAAUUUUUGUGGAUAUAAAUGAAGAAGGGAUCACUGAAAAUACCUACCAGCUGUCCUGUAAUCAUGUGUUUCAUGAAUCCUGCAUCCGUGGUUGGUGCAUUGCUGGCAAGAACCAGACUUGCCCAUACUGCCCUGAGAAAGUUGAUUUGAAGAGGAUGUUAAGUAACCCAUACCCUCUCCCUAACAAGUGUGGGAACACACACGUAUUGUAUGGACAACUUUUGGACUGGCUCUGCUCUCUGGUGGUUUGGCAACCUGUUGUUACAGGCAUCGUCCAAGGCAUUAAUUACUCACUGUGCCUAGAAUAG
Aptenodytes forsteri (emperor penguin) is the source of this 939-nucleotide messenger RNA. It is a transcript of the gene RNF175, whose product is annotated as ring finger protein 175. The transcript has 9 exons. Lineage: Eukaryota; Metazoa; Chordata; Aves; Sphenisciformes; Spheniscidae. The record is from RefSeq and is a predicted model, not a curated record. Gene Ontology annotation, cellular component: endoplasmic reticulum membrane; Golgi membrane. Gene Ontology annotation, molecular function: ubiquitin protein ligase activity; metal ion binding.